Messenger RNA from Talaromyces stipitatus ATCC 10500, 1144 nucleotides. Its product is annotated as GNAT family N-acetyltransferase, putative. The record is from RefSeq and is a predicted model, not a curated record. The transcript has 4 exons. Bases 1 to 921 code for a protein of 306 amino acids. NCBI's taxonomy places the organism in Eukaryota, Fungi, Ascomycota, Eurotiomycetes, Eurotiales, Trichocomaceae. Gene Ontology annotation, molecular function: acyltransferase activity, transferring groups other than amino-acyl groups.
AUGGCCUCUACUGGCCUUGCUGCCGAGUGCUAUGCUCAAAGUGGCGCGACGGGUAUGAGCUAUACGUUCACGCCGAUGAGUGGUGUUACUGGAAUUGGAAUCAUGAAUUCGGCUGGGAAGAUUGGAAAUUUUCAAAAUGAGGAACAAUGCGUGGUUGCAUAUCAGGAAAUUGUGAGCGACUGCUAUAACAUUAAGAAUGGUGGCAGUUGGACCUACCUCAGAGGAUCUCUUGAAUGGGGUGAGAUUUAUUCGUCGCCAGGUCCAAGAAAUCAAGUAGCACUUGAGGUACCCCGCUAUCGCGGAGUUUCCAGGCAAUCCGAAGCUAACUCCAGGCAUCCAUCUCAUGCGUACAACUAUAAAACCCGAGUUAUAACGACGAAGAGCAGGAAAGACAAUUUCCAAAGCAAUAUACCAAAAUUGAACAAGAAAAUGGCACGUCAACUUCCGCCAGGUUACAGUCUGCAUAUAGGCUACCCACCCGCCGAGAUUUACUGCAAUCUACGCAAAACCUCCGGUCUCGCAGCCGUUUCUCUCGUACAAGCCCAAGCCGUACCGAAGGGGAGCUGGUACGGCUGCAUGAUCAAAUACACUCCUUCUGAGUCCUCGACCGAGAAUGCAAUAGAAACAAAGCCCGAGAUUGUCGCCAUGGGCCGCAUAAUCAGUGACGGAGGCUGGUACUUCGUAAUCGCCGAUAUGGCUGUUUUACCAUCCCAUCAGAGGAAAGGACUGGGUGACUAUGUGCUCAAACAGCUCAUUCAGAGAAUCAGGGCGGAACCUGUGGUGGCUGAUGUUCUUGAGAAUGGGGGUCCAAAGCCGUAUGUUAAUCUACUUGCUGAUGAGCCGGGGAGGAAGUUGUAUGAGAGGAAUGGGUUUGUGUAUACGGCGCCGCAUUCGCUGGGGAUGAUGCUGAAAUUGGAUUGAUACUGCGAUAGAGUCGAUAUACAUUGUGUUGAUAGUGUCUAUGUACGUAAUUACAUUCAUAUCCGCCACCCCCGGAUUGAUAUCGAAAUUACAACUUGGCUCGCACUUUGCCCAGUUUUUCAACUUCAGCGAAUUGAUAGUAAAACUCCAAACUCUCAGGAUUAGCCAGUGUUCCAGAUGGCUUGAUUCGUUUUCCAGAUACAAUUUGCUUAACUGGAAGUUC